Messenger RNA from Schistocerca americana (American grasshopper), 1548 nucleotides. RefSeq lists its product as uncharacterized. The transcript has 4 exons. Lineage: Eukaryota; Metazoa; Arthropoda; Insecta; Orthoptera; Acrididae. Gene Ontology annotation, molecular function: catalytic activity. The coding region runs from base 1 to 1548 and encodes 515 amino acids. The record is from RefSeq and is a predicted model, not a curated record.
AUGACCAUUGACAACAUGAAAGUAUAUUACUCGGGAAAUUCUGAUAGCCAGCACAGGAAUGGGGUAGGAAUAAUUUUAGAUGAGUAUGCUACCCACAAAGACCAAGAAGAAAUAGGAAAAUUUUAUGAAGAAUUAACACAAGCAAUAGGAACCUCAAAAAGCAGAGACAUUAUUAUCAUCAUGGGAGAUUUUAAUGCCAAAAUAGGUGAAGGAAGUGAAGGUGAUCUUAUUGGACCUUUUGGUUUAGGAACAAGAAAUGAAAGAGGAGAUUUGCUGUCACAAUUUUGCCAGGAAAACAAUCUGUCUAUUACAAACACAUUUCUUAAACUCCCUAAACGAAGACUUUAUACUUGGAAAUCACCAAGAGACUGUAAUGAAGAAGUUUGCAGAAAUCAAAUCGAUUUCAUACUUAUAAACAAGAGGUACAAAAAUUCUAUUCAUGGUGUGAAAACAUAUCCAGGAGCUGAUAUAUUUUCAGAUCAUAAGCUUUUAGUAGCAAAGUUCCAUGUGAAACUGAAAGCCAUACAAAAGAAACAAGAGAAGGACUAUAUAAAUACAACUAUUCUAAGAGACCCCUUGACUAAACAAAAGACUUCUGAAGAGAUUAAUAAGGAAUUAGUUAGGAUAAAGAAUAAUCAAACAGAAGACAUUGAUGGCAAAUGGGAACCUAUAAAAGACACAUUAAAUAAUGCAUGUAAAAACACAAUGGCGACCAAACACGACAACAUGAAAAAGAAGUGGAUGACAGAGAAGAUAUUACAAUUGAUGGAACAAAGAAGAAUACUUAAAAAUAGAGAUGAAAGUGAGUAUAAAAGAUUACAUGCAGAAAUACAAAAAGAAACACGACGAGCAAAAGAAGAAUGGUACAAGGAACAAUGCUCUGAAAUUGAGAGUUAUGAAACAAGACAUGAUAGUUUCAACUUACACAAAAAAGUUAAAGAUUUAGCUGGACUUAAUAAAAAGAAAAGUACAAGUUUAUUGUUAGAUAAAAAUGACAAAAUAAUUCCUGAUGUUAAAGGUAAACUGGACAGGUGGACAGAAUAUGUCAAAGAACUAUUUGAAGAUACAAGAAAAGAUCAAAAAUUUUAUGAUAACAUGAUCGGAGAACGAGGACCAAGCAUAUUGAAAGAAGAAAUAUUACAUGUUAUCAACAAAUCAAAGACAGGAAAAGCCCCUGGACCGGAUAAGAUACCAAAUGACAUCCUGAAACUCAUAGGAAUAGACCAUAUAGAUAUAUUUGCAGCUCUAUCAGAUGAAAUAGCUGGCAUUAAAGUGAAUGGGCUAAACAUUAACAAUGUUAGGUUUGCUGAUGACACUGCACUACUAGCUGGAAACCUCAAAGAUCUACAAUUACUUCUUGACAAAGUCGCAGAAAAAAGUGAAGAAUUUGGCUUGACUCUUAACCGGCUGGCGGGCAGCCGGCGCGUCUCGCAGCUGCCUGCGCCGGAUUACGCGGCCGCAGUAAACAGCGCGGCGCGGUGCUGCGCCGCGCCGCACCGGCGCUACUAUCGCCCCCCGGCGGCGUCCACCGCAGCGGCGGCGCGCUAG